AGUGCAGUCAGUGAGUGACACAAAAUCGGAGGCACUGUCUCUGACACACAGAUCAGAAAGGGAGCUCGGAAGCCAGUGAGCAGGACCAGGAGUGAACCUCUGGAAUAAAUAGAUCGCCUUAGAAACCCGUCCGAACCGGACAAGGCAGAUGAACUGAUAUGGCAGCGUCAAAUAACGAUUUGUUUGUCUGUGGUUUCCUCCAUCAAUAAUUCACAUCGGGAUUUAUAGAUCAAGAAGUGUUUUUUUUUUGUUACCCAUUCCGGGAAGAGAGGUUUACAAGGGACGGAGGACUUUCGGGUGUAAUGCCAUGUUUUCUGGAGGGGUUUCUGCUGGUUCGUACUGGGAUAGCCAGAUGUAGAGCAGGUUAAGAGGAGUAGCUUUCGUUCGUCCAGCUGAAAUCUAGGAAGAGGGAAAGGAGGAGGACACGAGGGUUCGGCUGGAGGGGGAGAGGGAGGCUUGUUUUUGGUUGCUUGGUGUUGCUGUAGGGGCUGGCGUUGCCCGCAGUCGACGAUGAUGCUGUCCAUGGUGCUGACGGCGCUGGCCGGCCUGGCGCUGACCACAGUGCCGGUGCUGUCACAGAAUGACACGGAGCCCAUCGUUCUGGAAGGGAAGUGCCUGGUGGUGUGCGACUCCAAUCCGACAGGAGACUCAAAGGGCUCGUCCUCCUCCUCCCCGCUUGGGAUCUCGGUCCGCGCCGCUAACUCCAAGGUGGCUUUCUCCACUGUGAGGAGCACUAACCAUGAGCCUUCAGAGAUGAGCAACAAAACUCGGAUCAUUUACUUUGAUCAGAUCUUAGUAAAUGUGGGUAAUUGUUUUACCCUGGAGUCGGUCUUUGUUGCCCCAAGAAAAGGCAUUUACAGUUUCAAUUUUCAUGUUAUCAAAGUGUACCAGAGUCAAACUAUACAGGUCAACCUUAUGCUUAAUGGUAAACCAGUAAUUUCUGCUUUUGCUGGGGACAAGGAUGUGACUCGUGAAGCUGCCACUAAUGGAGUCCUGCUCUAUUUAGAUAAAGAAGACAAAGCAUACCUGAAACUGGAGAAAGGUAACCUGGUUGGUGGUUGGCAAUAUUCAACAUUUUCUGGCUUCUUGGUUUUCCCACUGUAAAUCCAAACAAAAUAUCUUUGAUUCCACAUGCAUAAUUUUCUUGAUUAUAAACCAAUGUCCUAAGUGUUGUUUUUGAGGAUCAUUUAAAAAUUGUGGAUCAUUUGUCCCAAGUAUUAAUCUGGACUAUAUCUGGUCGUAUGAUACAAAUACUCUCAGUGGAUGUGAAUUGUUUGGUUUAUUUGAACCGCUUUAAAAAACUCUGGAGGGAAAGGAACGUUUACAACAUGUUAUCUGAUCUGCACAAACGAGAAUGGACAUAAAGUGGAAAAUUUUAAAUGAAAGGAAGACAUGUUAACUGCGGUUGACAUUAAGAUGGAACAGUUUGCCUGCAAAAUUAGUGACAAAUUGUCUGGACUGGAUACAUCUGUGUACAUUCACAAGUAUGUUUUGCCUUUAAAAAGCCUGUCAAUGAGGUUAAAUGCAUUUAAUAAUGGCUUAAAUUUAGGUCGCUUAAUAAGUACACCAUACAAGGAGAAAAAAAAACUGGUUUACCGUAGUAUAAUAGUGGAUUUGGGGUGUGUAUGUAUGUUCAUUACCAUGCCUCAUUUGCUUACAUUGCCUUAAAAUACAUAGACAUAUACGUACAAUUCUACUCUGUCAUUAUUUAUCUUUAAUAUUUAAAAUUGUGUGUUGCUUUGGGUUUUCAAUGCACUUUACCUGAAAACAUUUUUCUUUUUGAAUGGAAUAAUUUCAGACCAAAUGAGCUUUCACGAACUGCAGACAUUGUACUGCCUUCAGAGUGCCAUUUUAUCAAAACUGAUUUCAUACCAACGUAGCUGGAUGGUGGCGUCAUUCUGGAAACUAGCCACAGCUGUUGGAUUGUUUCUGACACCUGUCCCCACUUGUGGAACAGUGACAUACUAAACUAACACUUGGGAAAGUGUUAGCUCUGUCUCAAACCUGUUAUUUUUUCACUUUUAUUUCAGUUCAUCAUCCAUCUGCUAUUAAGAACCAAGCAGUUGACCCAAGUUUUGUCAAAGCUACAAAUGUGUUGUUAGAUUCCACACAUAUUACACUUAAAGUUUAAUUUAUUUUAAUUUUAAUUAAAUGUUUUAAUUUUUAUUUAAAUUUAAUCUUAUUAUCUCUGUCUCCUUGAGCUAUCCAAAACUGAAAUUUGUGGCAUGUAUUUGGAAUAUGUACAGUGACUAUCUUAGUUACGGAGUAUCAACAGUUUCAAAGCUGACCUUACUGCAGAGUUAAAUUCAAAGAUUUUGUUGAAGCAUUCAUUUGACAUCACUUCCAAUCUGGUCCAUUUCCAGCCAUAUGAGCAUCAAGCAAAAUAUUGUAACUGCGAUCGACAUGUCUUAAAUAGUUUUGCACCUCUUAAUUUAACAAGGAUGAGUUACUUGCUUACUCACGUCAAAUAUGAACCAUACUUGAUGAUGUACCAUUCCUGAACAAUCAACCAAACUCUGAUGAAAAACAGCAACAUUCAAUUCUGAGUUCCGGAAUAUGAAUAUAUCAUGAAAGUCUAUGCCGUAAAUUUUAAUUAACUCAAAUAAUCUAUUACUUAUAUUCUAAAAUUUUGGUAGGAGGUAAUACUUUUGUUUCUUACAGAAGACUCCCAGUGUGGGUGUAGUAUAGGAUAUCCAAUAUGGCAGCAGACCUAUUGAAAACACAGUUUAUUAACCACUGCAAUUGCAAAUGUGAGUCUGAAGUAAUAAAUUAAAAACAAAGCUUGCCACUUUCUGCCAGUUGAUAAGACUUGUGAGAGAUUUAGGUUCAGUUUUAGAAUUAUUUUUGCCUUAUUGAAUGAUAAACAAAAUAACAUUGCUCAAGGUGACACGCAUCAUGGUUGCAUCAUAAAGUGACCUAUGUGCCUAUGAAAUAGCUUUACCUAAAUAUGACAGGCCUGACAAUAUUCCACGGUUAAAGCAUAAUUUCCAUAUAUUGUUAAUUAUAAUAAUUAAUUAAUUAAUUAUUAUUAAUAAAUUAUAUUAGUUAGAAUUAAUAUUUCUAAUAUUGAAAUAUUAGACAUUUCAAUGCUAGAAAAAAGAUUCAGACUGUCAACCCUUUCUAUGUAACUCAUAAUUUUAUAAACGUCUAUCAAGUUUCCCCUAAACCUGUGCUGCUCGAGAGCAAACAAACCAAGUUUUUUCUAGUUUCUCAUUAUAGUUCAGACUCUCUAAUUCAGGCGGCAUCCUGGAAACCUCUUUUUCACCCCCUCCAAAGCCUGCAAAACCUUCCUGGUAAUGUGGAAAUCAGAAUUGAACACAAUACUUUAAAGUGGCCUCACCAAAGUCUGAUAAAACUGCAACAUGACAUCCUGACUUUUGUACUCAAUUCGUUGACCAAUAAAGGCAAGCAUGCCAUAUGCCUUCUUUCCCACCCUAUCUACUUGCGUGGCCACUUUAUUGUUCAAGAAAGCUGGAAGCAAAUAACGUUUGGUCCGGUUAAGAGUGAAGCCUUCUGAGCACCCUCAUGGAUUAAUAGAAUGUGUAUAAGUGCCAUUUUCUCAUGGAUCAUUAGUAUCUUACUUUAAUAAACCUCACUGUACUGUCAGGCAUAGAUUUUUAUGAAUAGGGACUUUUUGAUUUGAGUAUAUAUGAAAAUAAACUAAAUUAAUCAUGAAGUAGAAGUUCAUGUCAAUAGAGUUCUAAUUGUUCAGGAAUCAAUCUUCCUAUGGCUGAACAUUCUUGGUUAUAGUCUGGAUAGCAAUGAGUAUAAAAUAAUAUAAAAUGUUGUGUAUGAUUUGGGACAGUACACCACAUUAUAAAUAUAUUACACCCAUGUUUCAGUUCCACAAUCAACUUAAUGAUAAAGGAUAUUGUGGUCAGGCCAUCCACUGAGAUGUUUUUGACAGUUGGAUUUGUGACUUAACAUUACCACAAUUGAUCUUUGAGUGACCUGGCUCGAGGAAUGUAAGAAUAGAAACAGAAAGUUAGCGGAUUCUUUCUUUUUACCUUUAUCAAUUCUCUACUCAUGCCUUGAUCAGAGCUGCUCAUGCCCUGUAAUUGUUGACUGACUUGUCAUAUCACUGUCUAAUUCAUGCUUUAAUUUGCAAGUAUUACCCAUGUGACAGAUGAUGGGACUCUGAAGGUCAUCAGUCCCUUCCCAAUGUUAGACCCUUGCUUGUCUGUACAGGUCAAUUGAUAGUGCUGGAAAAUACAUGGCAGCAUUAUGAAUCUUUUGUUUUAGCCUCUAAUGAUCUGACUUAUCAAAGCGCCACCACUGUCACUCAGGUGGAGGUUGACUAACUUGUUGCUUUAUUCUUUCUUCCUAAUUUCUGAUCCUGUUAUUUAUGGAAAAAAAUGGAUUUGGUGUGAGGUGAAAGUAAGUUUGAACUUCAAGUGAUAUUAUUCCUCAUUUUAAUAAGAAUUAAAAAAAGAAUUACAAUACAGGAGACAAAUUCAGCUUUUGUCUCACUUGUUUGCUGAGCUGCCUUUUAGGUUAAAGCCUUGACAAUAUUAUUAUGGUGCCACCACUGUUGUGAGAAAAUGCUACUUGUAUAUUCUGACAGUAAUAGUGGUCUUUUAAGAAAACAAGUUGUUGUUUAAAUUAGCCUGUGACUUAUUCUGUAAAUCAAUAUAGUUUGCUGUCAAAGGCUUACAGAAAGAUUUGAAAUGAUAUAGCAGCCAAUCUCUCUAUCUCUCUCUCUCUUUCUCUGUGUGUGUGUGUGUGUGUGUGUGUGUGUAUGUGAGUGUAAUCUUCAGUAUUGAAGAAAUGAAGAUGAUCGGAUGGAAUGGCAAAUAUUUGCAAGUUUGCCGAUUAUGUAGCAGAUAUACAUCAGUUAAUGCUCAGUUCAGGAUAAAGUUCAUUUCAUAAAAGCAAAUGAAAAAGUUUCUUCCAUGCCAUUAUCAACCAGACAAACCUAUUCAAUCCCAUAACAUGGCUAAGCGAUCUAACCAUAGCUCCAUCUAAUAUUAUACAAUAAGUGGCUCUACUUUGAUCCUGAUAGGGAACAAGGUUUUUGUUAAAGACUAUUUAAUAUUCAUAGUAUGGCAUAAUUAAUUAUUCAUUAUACAAUCCUUCCAAUUUGUCUAGCGUUGUAGUAGUUUUCUAUUUUUCUUCUUCAAAUACAUGAGUCAUGAAAGGCUGGAAAUUAUUGUAAGCCAUUUUAUUUUAAUACUACUUCAUAUAAGUCUCUUGGGCUCCAAUAUAUUUGCGAUGUUUGAAAUAGAUCUUCUUAAAACUGUUCGUGACCACUAUAGAUCGAUGUUGAGGUACUUGUGUGACAGAAUAUGUUUCUAUGUUAGUUUAACAACAACAUUGAUUUACACAUAUAUAUAAAUCUACAUCCACCUAUGAAUAUAUUUUUAAACGUCCACACAGAUUUCUAUGUGUUUAUCUGUAUAUUUGGUAUAGUGCUCUUCUCAUUCCUCUGUUUCUCUUCUGUAAUCCUUUUAUCAUCCCUUUCAAACUCAUUCUCUUACCUGAGCGGUUUUCUUCUUGGCACUGUUUUUCCUGUUUUGGUACUGUCUCAUACAUCACUAAAUACAAGUAGGGAUGGUCAGCCUUAUAAACCAGAAUGAUAAGAUAGGACCUGAAAAGGAUUUGCAACUGUGCAGUGUUUUCAAAGCACUCAAACACUUAGAUGGAAGUACAAACUCUCAAUGUCUUGUUUUAAAGAAACUAAAUCGUCAAUUUUCACAACUACAAAUAUAAGUUGCUGGAAGAGCUCAGCAGGUCUGGCAAUAUCUGUUAAGAAAAAUCAGAGUUAACAUUCUGGGUCCAGUGACCCUUCUUCAGAACUUCACAGUUGACACACAUUGAGUGCCCACUGAAUCACCAUUGCCCAAUAGCCCAGGGCUUCAGAUAUGUUACUUAUGCUGUCUCCCUUUAAACAACAUACCUGCUGUCAAUUUUUCUACUCUUCCUGAAUAUAAGUUCCAUUGAUAUGGGAGGAGGUAGAGAUCCAUAGGAGUUAAUUAACCUUCAAUACCUUGUUCAAUUAGUAAUUUAGCUGUGAGUUCUUUGAAAGACUAUUUGACCAUCAGAGGCCAAACCAGUCCUAUCCUUACCUAACAUCAACAUGCAUGAAGCUCCUGUAAAGCAAGCGAUCUGAUUUUGCCGUGCUAACCUUGGAAACCAUGAGGACCUUUGGAACACAAUUUUGUCCUUCUAGCAUAAAAGCUACAUAAAGCAUUUUACUCUCUAAUAAAAUUUUAAAUAGGCAAACAAGUUUGGGGCCGAUGAUCUUUGUGAGAGACAGCCCUGAUGAUGCCUGUCCUCCAUUUCCUUUGGAACUGUGGUGUUCAUUUUGUGCAGCUCUUGGAGGUAUUCUUACAGAAAGAUUCUAAUAAGUAAUAUGUCUGUGUGCAGGUAGUACUUGAAAAUAGUACUGAAAUAUUCAUCGAGUAUGACAUUUGGAAUUUGGAAAAAAAUAAAUUAUCUCUGUUUCUUUUGAACUCUAUAAAAAUUCAAUUACAUUUUCUAUAAUGUGUCUUAAAAAAAGAUAGAUAACAUUUUCAGUUCAUCUCUGUUUAAAUGGAGAUAAAUAUGGAACUGUUGAAACUUGUUAAAGGAUCCUUCUAAUAAACAGACUUGUGAGAACAUUUUUAAUCCUUUUGAGUUGUCUUUUGUGCCAAACCAAGAGCAGAACUUAAUCAGAAUUUAGAUUAUAACUUGAUUUGUAUUCCUAAUCACCAUUGUUGCCUUGUCCUUUCGUGCAAUCAUAUCUUACCUAAAGUAGAAAGAACCAGGGCCGAAUUUAAUGACUACAGUGGUGUCUCUCAAAGCUGGUGUGGCCAUGUCCAGAAGCUCUGACAUGUUUCAAUGCGUUUCAAACUUCUGUUCCUGUAAGUACGGAAAUCCUCCUUCUAAGAGCCACUGGCUGUACAGCGAGCUGGCAGCUUUUACAGUUCCAGCAACUCAACUAAAAGCAGUGGUUAUUAUUGACAUUACAGUAAUCCAAAGCCACCGACAAUAGAGCAGACCCUGGAAUGGAGACAAGAGUGUUUCACUUGUAGGGGCCAGAGGGGAAGGUCAUGAAGAGAGGAAGUGCAGUGUGGAUCUUUGUCGAAAGAAAGGGAGUUGUGCUUUCUGACAAGGUGGUCCCUUGCUGCAAAUGUCCCUUCAUGGACCCCAGCAAAUGCAAUCAGGACUGCCCACCAGCUGAUCCUGCAGUGAUGCUGCCAGACUUCCCAAAGCAUCCCUUGUCAACCAACCCCUCUCUAACAUUGGAAGAAUGCAAGUAGUGAUGAGAUGAGGCCAUUAAGUGGACUUUAAUUUACCAUUUAAGCCCUCAAUCAGUCUGUGUGGAAAGGCCAUCUGCAGCCUUUGCUAUCCCUGAGUGCAUUGUAGGGAGUUGGGAAGGUGAUAGACACUCCAUCCCCUGCCAUCCCUUCUCCCCGCCCCACCCACUCACCUCCCCCCAUCAACGUCCACGUCCUUACUUCCAGCCUGCUACAAGUGAGGUGAUGAAAUUCCUUCCACCAUGAGGGAAGCAGGGCCGUAGCAUUUGUCUGAUCUUUGGUAAAGGUGGCAGCAAAUGGGUUGUUUUAACCAAUGAUCCCAGCUCCAUGUUUACGAGAGAUUGCCAGUUGAAAUCGUGACACUGCUUGGAAAUCUUGGAUGUUGCAAAUCACAGGCAGUGUCAUGGCAAAUACUGUGGCCCUGCUAUCUCAUGGUGAAGGGAAUUUCAUCACCUCUUGUGCAUAGCAUUGAACACACUCCAAGGACAAGCUGCGAAUAUCUUACCCAUCAAGUUCCCAAAUAAUCACUGUCGUAUCCUUCAACUCCAGGUGAAGUUGGCCUAGAGUUUUCAGAUAUGACAGAGAAAUGUUGAUAUAGAACAAGUGCUGUUGAGUGAAACACUUGUUUAAAAAAUACAUUCUUUAGUAUCACCCUUCUCCUUAAUCAGAACUUUGAAUGAAGAAAAGAAAAAUAAUUGCUAAAUUAUGAUUGACGUAGAAAUAAAAGAUUGCUACAGAAUUGGAUUGAAUUUUGACACAUGAGGUUAAUAUAUGCUGACUUUAGUUAUGCUGCCUGUCUGCCCAUAUUUCUGAGUUAAGUGCUAAUGCAUUUAUUCACUUUGCUUU
Stegostoma tigrinum is the source of this 8084-nucleotide messenger RNA. RefSeq names its product cerebellin 4 precursor (gene cbln4). Lineage: Eukaryota; Metazoa; Chordata; Chondrichthyes; Orectolobiformes; Stegostomatidae. The transcript has 3 exons. Bases 511 to 1104 code for a protein of 197 amino acids. The record is from RefSeq and is a predicted model, not a curated record. Gene Ontology annotation, molecular function: protein binding.